GUCGGCGUCACCGCGUGUAUAAAACUGCCUUCUACUCUAGACUUGUAGGUCAUCGCUGGUUCUGUUUUUUUCUGGUACAAACUUAUCCUCGUUUUUUCCCGAACAAUUGAGAUUCACUCCGAAAUCUCAAUUUACAAAUCUGAACUCCCCUGAAUUAGUAAUCGUAUACCGUCAAAAUAAUAGACGGAGUAUAUAUUAAAUAUUCAUAAUCCCAUGAUGAUUUAUUCGUGUAUGAUUGAAGGGGGUUAUACAAUGGAUGGAAUUUGUGGCGUGAAACGGACGCGAGAGAAUCUUGAUCUUUCUUCCUCUGAGCCGAAGACCCACAAGUUGCAAAAGGUUUAUGCUUUGCGCGAUUUUCCGGAAAAUCCCGGUCUUCUUGUCAAAGAAGAUGAGUUCAGUGACUCUGAACAAUAUUCUGAUGGUCAUGAACAUUCUGCUGCAGAAGAAGGACUCUGGGGGGGAAACUGUGAUGAUGCUAGUUCUAGAGUUCCAGAGGGAUCAUAUGAUAAUCAUGAAAAAGAAGGACUUUGGGAUGAAUUUCAUGAUGAUGAUGAUGACUGUUUUAUUGCUCAAGUGGGAUCUAAUGAUAAUCAUUAUGAAUAUUCUCAUGUAAAAGAAAACGGAUCAUGGGUUGAAUGUGAUGAUGAUGUUGACUGUUCUAUUGCUAAAGUGGGAUCAUAUGAAUAUUCUGCCUUAAUAGAAAAAGGACUUUGGGAAAAGUGUGAUGAUGAUGAUGAUGAUGAACUAUAUUGUAUUGGACAAGAAGAAGAGGUUGGAGAAGAUAUUGAGGCGCUGCUGUGUAAAUCUAUUAAUAAUGGAAGGGUACGGGCAAGGCGUGAUUAUCCAAAGGGCGUUUUUCCUGCAAAUCCAUGUCUUGUCAAAGAAGAAGAGGAGCUCAGGGACUUUGAACAAUAUUCAGAUGGUCAUGAAGAUUUUGCUGUAGGACUUUGGGAAGAGUCUGAUGAUGAUGAACAAUAUUGUACUGGACAAGAAGAAGAAGAAGAACUUGGAGAAGAUUUGGAGGAUUCGAUUUGUUCAUCUUUCAAUAAUGGAAAGGCCCGGGCAAGGCGCGAUUAUCCAAAGGGCGUUUUUCCUCAAAAUCCCGGUGGUCUUGUCAAAGAAGAUGACUUUAGUGACUCUGAACCAUAUUCUGAUGUCAGUUCUAGAGCUCCAGAGAGAUCUUAUGAUAAUCAUGAAAAAGGACAUUGGGAUGAUUUUGAUGAUGAUGACGACUGUUUUAUUGCUGAAGUGGGAUCAUAUGAUAAUCAGUAUGAAUAUUUUCCUGUAAUAGAAAGAGGAUCUUGGCAUGAACUGGAUGAUGAUGAUGGUGAGUGUUCUAUUGCUAAAGAGGGAGCUUAUGAAUAUUCUGCCUUAAGAGAAAAAGGACUAUGGGAAGAGUGUGAUGAUGAUGAUGAACUAUACUGUACUGGACAAGAAGAAGAAGUUGAAGAAGAUUUGGACGCGCCAAUUUGUUCAUCUUUUAAUAAUGGAAGGGCACGGGCAAGGCGCGAUUAUCCAACGGGCGUUUUUCCUGAAAAUCCCGGUCUUGACAAAGAAGAUGAGUUCAGAGACUCUGAACAAUAUUGUGAUGGUCAUGAAGAUUCUGCUCUAGGACUUACGGAAGAGUCUGAUGAUGAUGAACCAUAUUGUAAUGGACAAGAAGAAGAGGAAGUUGGAGAAGAUUUGGAGGCGCCAAUUUGUUCAUCAUUUAAUAAUGGAAAGGUACUGGCAAGGCGAGAUUAUCCAAAGGGCGUUUCCCCCAGCAAUUAUAAUGUAGCGAAGGAGCCAAAGCCAAAGCAUUAUUUGGGGGAACAGAUUAGUUAAUACACUAUUAUAUGGCGUGUUCUUGAGCAGCAGAAGAACUGAAGAGAAGCAUUUAUGCACACAACCAGACAACAAUCAUUUAAAUAUUUGGUGUUUAAACAAUGCGAAGUAUACAGUUUGAUUUGGCCGGUUUAUUCUUAAUAGCAAUUACAUUCAUGAUUCUUUCUAGGCUGACCACUUGAUUUUGGUCUUGUACUGAGAAAUUGAAAGUUUAUAAACAAUGGUAUAUAUAGAUUCAUAAUUUUUACCCUUCCAUUAAAGAUAUAAAUUCCCG
Cuscuta epithymum is the source of this 2098-nucleotide messenger RNA. NCBI's taxonomy places the organism in Eukaryota, Viridiplantae, Streptophyta, Magnoliopsida, Solanales, Convolvulaceae. The record is from the annotation of a GenBank genome assembly.